Parus major (Great Tit) is the source of this 5712-nucleotide messenger RNA. It is a transcript of the gene RASGRP1, whose product is annotated as RAS guanyl releasing protein 1. The record is from RefSeq and is a predicted model, not a curated record. Gene Ontology annotation, molecular function: calcium ion binding; guanyl-nucleotide exchange factor activity. NCBI's taxonomy places the organism in Eukaryota, Metazoa, Chordata, Aves, Passeriformes, Paridae. The transcript is spliced from 17 exons. Gene Ontology annotation, cellular component: plasma membrane. Gene Ontology annotation, biological process: Ras protein signal transduction; positive regulation of GTPase activity. The coding region runs from base 343 to 2739 and encodes 798 amino acids.
AAUAUCUUCUGCCUUAACUCCUGCUUUGUUACUGCUUGCUGGGAUCCUCUGCCCUGUGUUGAAGAGGCACUGGAAUAAAGCUAGGAAAGGGGCUUAAGCUUGUAAAAAGAAAACGCUGAAAGCAGACCAGGCCCUUGUUCUUUUUAUAUGAGAACAGGAAGUCAGAUCACAAAGCUAAGAGGGAAAUUGAGAAAAAGGGGGAAGGGAAGAGAGCAUUUACAUGUCAGCUACUGUCAGCCUAACUACGGAGGAGCUCAGUGAUGGUUACUGCCUCUGAAGGAUCAGGCGUGUAUUUUCCUGAAUUUGAAACUAUGGAGGCCUGGGAUCAGUGUUGGGUUGUAAAUGACACCGUGGUCAGUUUCGUGGCUUUCCCAGCAUUCAAAUGAGAUGGAAAGGCAACCUGCCCAAGCAUGCAGCAGUGCCCCUGAGUCAGCGCUGGAGCUGCAGCAGCACUGUCCCAGCCUCUCAAAUCACACUCAGGUCAUGAUGGUGCCACUGGGGCACCUAGCCAAAGGGGCCACUUUGGAAGACCUUCUUGAAACCUGCAUUCAGUCUUUUGAUUUAGAAGGAAAUGCAUGUCAAAACAACCAGCUGCUAAAAAUAAUUCUGGCCAUGCAUCAGUUUUUCAUCUCCUCUGCAGACAUGCUUCAGAAACUCGUUGAUCUCUAUCUUAAUGCUUUAGAAAAUAACUCUUCCAUGCUGUGUGUGAAGAUAUGCUAUUUUGUGAGGUAUUGGAUUACAGAAUUCUGGAUUAUGUUCAAAAUGGACUCUAAACUAUCCACAGCUAUGGAGGAAUUUCAAGAGGUGGUUCGAGCUAAUGGUGAGGAGUUACAUUGUCGUCUAAUUGACACAUCUCAAAUAAAUUCUAGGGAUUGGUCUAGGAAGCUGACACAGCGUGUAAAGGCCAACACCAGUAAGAAACGGAAAGUCUCACUUCUUUUUGAUCACCUUGAGCCAGAGGAGCUGUCAGACCAUCUUACCUAUCUCGAGUUUAAGUCUUUCAGGAGAAUAUCAUUCUCAGAUUAUCAGAACUACAUUGUGAAUAGUUGUGUGAAAGAGAAUCCAACAAUGGAAAGAUCAAUUUCUCUUUGCAAUGGUAUCUCUCAGUGGGUGCAGCUAAUGGUUCUCAGCAGACCAACCCCGCAGCUUCGGGCUGAAGUGUUCAUCAAGUUUAUUCAUGUUGCACAGAAGCUCCACCAGCUGCAGAAUUUCAACACAUUAAUGGCCGUGAUAGGAGGUCUCUGUCACAGCUCCAUUUCCAGGCUCAAGGAAACAAGCUCAUGUGUUCCUCAUGAUGUAAUUAAGGUGUUUAAUGAAAUGACAGAAUUGCUUUCGUCUUACAGAAAUUAUGAUAGUUACCGACGUGCCUAUAAUGAGUGCAGUAACUUUAAGAUCCCAAUCCUUGGGGUCCACCUGAAAGACUUGAUAUCCCUGUAUGAGGGCAUGCCAGACUACUUGGAGGACAAAAAAAUUAAUGUAUACAAACUAUAUUCUCUGUAUAACCACAUAGAUGAGCUGAUACAACUCCAGGAAAUGCCACUCCCCCUGGAGGCUAAUAUGGACCUUGUUCACUUGCUUACACUGUCCCUCGAUCUUUACUACACAGAAGAUGAAAUUUAUGAACUUUCGUAUGCACGAGAGCCACGAAGUCACCGAGCUGCGCCUAUGACACCUUCCAAACCACCAGUAGUUGCAGACUGGGCCUCGGGAGUGGCCCCAAAACCUGAUCCAAAAACCAUCAGCAAACAUGUUCAGAGGAUGGUAGAUUCUGUCUUCAAAAAUUAUGACCAUGAUCAGGACGGAUACAUUUCCCAGGAAGAAUUUGAAAAGAUUGCUGCCAGUUUCCCAUUCUCAUUUUGUGUAAUGGCUAAGGACUGGGAAGGUCUGAUUAGCAGGGAUGAAAUAACUGCUUACUUUAUGAGGGCUAGCUCAAUCUAUUCCAAAUUAGGACUCGGCUUUGCUCACAACUUCCAAGAGACCACUUACCUAAGGCCCACUUUCUGUGACAACUGCGCUGGAUUUGCUUUCUGUUUGUUUGAAUUUCAGCUAUGGGGAGUCAUUAAACAAGGAUACAGAUGCAAAGACUGUGGAAUGAACUGUCACAAGCAAUGCAAAGACCUGGUUGUGAUAGAGUGCAAGAGAAGACCCAAAACCUCAGUUGCAGACAGCAGCCCAACAUCUGCUCUUGCUUCAAGCCUCUGCCCAGUAGGAGUCAAAGAACAAUUCCACGGACAAGAAGAAGGGUCAUUCACCUUUCCUAAUGGAGAAGUAGUAGAGCACAGUGAAGACAGCAAGGAUCGAACCAUUAUGCUCAUGGGUUCCUCAGCUCAGAAAAUCUCAGUGAGACUGAAACCAGCUGUGAUUCAUAAAAGUACACAGACUGAUCCUGUACUGCUGGCUGGUGAUGUAUCUCGUAAGCGGAGAGAGAAGAAAGAACACAGGAUGCCAGAAAAUCCGUAUCUGCAGGCAGCUCCAGCACCCACAUUUCCAAGCCCAAUUCUAGGCCGCAGAAAGGCAUUUGUUAAAUGGGAAAACAAGGAUUCCAGCCACAAAAUGAAGGAGGAGCAUCACAGCUGUAAACCCUCAUACCAGGAACUUGAGCAGGAAAGAAAUAUUCUAAAGGCAGACAAUGAAGGUUUAAAGAUCCAGCUGGAACAGGCACAUAAAACAAUCGAAUCUCUCACAAUCCAGAAAAGAAACCAUGUAGUUGACAGUCUACAACACAGAGACUGCUCCUAGCAGAUGAGAGGAACAUCUCCUAUGGAAUGGAAGAAUAUAAGACUGAAAGAGGGGCUGUGAUAAAGCUGCUUACCAAGUGAACUGGAGAGAGAAUCUGAAGGAUGUUAAGCAGACAUGCUCUCUUUACUCAACACAUUUCCCUUUUAAUCAUGCACUCCCAAAUGUAUAAAAUCAUUCCUUUGACCUUGUAGGGUAAUUUAGCAUUAUCUGUGCAAUGAAAGUAUCUUCUGGGUUUGCUUUUAAAAGGAGUGAGAGUGUGGCUGAAGUCUCCGUUCAUGUUGAAAACCAUAUUGAUUUCCCUGUGACUUACUUGGCUGCCAGCAGCACACCUUACUGUACAAAUGUUCUGACAAAGUAGCUAUUCGUAAGACUGUGUCACCUCACAUUUGGCCCAAACUCAGUUUUGUAGAAACAGAUGUUUGAUAAAGCUGAGUAAGUAGAACUGUAGAAGUACUAUUAAGAAAAUAUAUUAAGAAAAAAAAAACCAAAUCCUUCUUGGAGCUGAAACCAAUUAAAAAUAUGAAGUGAAUGGUCACAUUUAAUUAAAAAAAUUAACAAGAACGUUAAAAUAAGUAGCUAAGCUAAUGAUAUUUGAUUGAUCCUUACACUUUAAGAUAAACUGACAUUUUUUUUAAACAUGUUUCAGAGCUUUAGAAGUUCUGCUGCUCCAACACCUUUAUCAAGGUAACAGAGGUAACAUAGAGACUUGACAUUGAAUACUGCUUCCAUUUUUGUGUUCUAUGCCAUGACUUGGAACAUUUAAUUCCACUUAUUUGGCUUAAAGGGUAACUUUUUGUCCCCAUACAGUAGAUAAGGGACAAGGUUGAUUAUAUUUGUCUCACAUCAAAGUAGAUGCCAUUGUUGAGCAGAGCCAUGUUAUGAGGGACACUGUACAGCAAUCCCUGUGCUAUAGCUACUGAAUUUCAGAGCUCCUCACAAGAUUUCUCCAUUUUCUCUCUCCUAGAUUUCACAUGCACUUUACAUAAAGAGUCAAGGUGAGUGUGUUUCUAUGUCUGUAAAUUUUGUACAGUAAAAGAUGUGAGAGAAGUAACUUAAAGAUACAAAGUGUACAUACUGUUAAGAGAAAAUAAAAGUCUUUCAAGUUACUGAUAAAUCUACUUGUCAAAAUAGCCAAUUUGAAAAUUGCAUUUGCAUUCCAAGAGAAUCUGUACACUUAGAGUUGUAUAAAACUUCCUUGUAUUUAUCAGGUAUUUCUCAUCACACAUACAAACAUCAGAAACAAAGUUCACUUAAUGCUCAACACUUCUAAGUUACUAGGUCCAUUACAGACUGAAAUUUAGUCAAUGACAAUAGCAUUUGUGCUUUGUGUUCAAAGUGUAUAUAAAUAUACAUUCCAUCCACAAUUUACAGUCAUUAUCAAGUAUACGAAUGCUUUAUUUAUAAAGUUAAUUUAAAACUAUUUGCCAGUUUAGUGAGUCAAAAUUCUUGUUUUGAAAUUGGAUUGUGCUUGCAACUUCACAUAUAAGUAAAAAUAAAUGGAGGAAAACAGUAGAAGUAGUAGUAGAUUUUCUGUAACAUUACUGUAAAUAACUGAAAUGCAUAGGAAAACAGCUCUGAAGACUGUGCAGCUUUUUUAACUCAUACACUAAACCUGAAUUAUUAACAAGUAACAUGGAAUUGCACUUUGAUCAGUGAAGCAAUCAGAAUGGCUGUCUUGUCAUAUCUGCAAACUUGGUUCACCCAUUUUCUGUGAGCUUCUUGAUUCUGUCCUCUAUUCAGGGAACUACAGCAAGGUGUAUCUCUAAUAGGCAUUUAGCAAAUAAAAGUCUGUUUCUACAACUAUUAAACAAGAUAAAAGUUGAAUAUAUUUUCACUUAUUCAAAAAAUACCCCAGAGGAGCAGCUAAGACUCAUAAAUCUUGUACAGCCAAGGUAACUGCUCACUGGUGGUCUAAACUCUGGAAUUGAAUAGAAUUUGUGUGUAUACAUAUACCAUGAUGGAGUGUGAUCAUGAACAAAACCUCUUAGUUAAAAGGAAAAUUCCCUAACAUCAGCACCUGGCCCAAAGGCUACUGUAUAAAUAGGUAACUAAUACUCCAAAGGGAGUUAUGACCACAGAAUUGUACAGUCCUAAGUGCUAACUUAAUGUUUUUCUGUGAAAUUUGGUCGUUCAGUCUGAAAGAUUUAGAAGGGCUCUGUGUCUUACAGCACAAGUGUGCAGUGCUUCAAGUGUGCUGAAAACUUCCUGCUUCAAAGAAGUCAGUUGAUACCUGGAUAACUUCAGAGCUCUCUAAGUACUUUCAGGUUCUCUGUUUGCCCAAAGCCCCGAACAGUUAUUUCCUCUCUACCCUCCAUCCCUUUCCCUUCCCCUUCCCCUCCCUGUGCUGUUAGUCCAUUCUUUUCUUUCGGGACUUUUCUUUUUCCUGCAUGAAAGACUUAACAGCGUAACCUUAACAAGGAAACUGUUAAAACUGACAAUGCUACCCAGAAUCACUUGCCUCUCUGUUAAUCUUUAAGCUGCCUUAUGUUAGGAAAAAAAAGACACAAUUAAAAGUGCUGUUUAGAAGUCAUGUUAUCAAACAGUGAUACUGGAAUUUAUCCUGUCAUCUAAGUUAAAUGGCUAAGUUAAAUGGAAAUACCUCUUCCUUCUCUAGGUCUAGCUGUACUUACAAGAAGGCAGAAUGAACAAGCACCAUUCCCUGUUUAUUUUUUAAGCGUGAAUUCUGAUUGUUUAAAGAUAAAAGUAAAUAGAUGGAAUAAUAUCAUUAACAAGGCAGGGCUAUUCUUCAUAUUCAGGUUAAAUACAAUUGCUUUAAUGUUAGCUUGUGUAUGUUUUGGAAAUAUGUUUUUGUUCUAGCAGCAUCUAUUAUUUUGCUGUGACAGAUCUCUAUGGCAAUUUGAAAAAGCUUAAUGCUGUCUGAGAAGAUUGAAAAAGUGUACAGAUUGUAAAGAUUUUAUAUAAAUUGUAAGAUUUUGGUUUAAUAUUUAUAAUAGAAAAAAUAUUAAAAUUGCA